Molecule: messenger RNA, 321 nt
Organism: Lachancea thermotolerans CBS 6340
Lineage: Eukaryota; Fungi; Ascomycota; Saccharomycetes; Saccharomycetales; Saccharomycetaceae
Gene: MRPL37
Product: mitochondrial 54S ribosomal protein mL54
Exons: 1
Coding region: 1-321 (106 amino acids)
Cellular component (GO): mitochondrial large ribosomal subunit
Molecular function (GO): structural constituent of ribosome
Source: RefSeq, a predicted model, not a curated record
AUGUUCGCUAACCUCCGGAACUUAACUUCAAAGAGGGCGCUCUCCGUGAGCAGAGCUACUUUCCAGGGCCAGAAGGCUAGUCCCUCAGGCGUUGUCUCUAGCUGUCCUGCAGGCACUCCUCUCAACCUGCAAAUAAAGAAAUCAGGCAAAGAGCCCGUAGCACUGGAAGAUCAUGAGUACCCGGAGUGGCUUUGGACCGUUCUAGACAGCCGGGCUCAAUUGAAGAAGCUGCAAGAAGAUCCCCUGAAACUGAGGAAAAAACAACUAAGGUCUGCCAACAGAAACAAAAUCAAGCAGAACAACUUCCUCUCUGAAAUUUGA